AUGACUCUAUCUGAGCUCUGGAAUCCAUUGUUGUGGUACACAAAACAACAUCAAAGUUAUGAUGAAUUGUUUACCGAAACGAUUGGCACAUUGUUCUAUGGUGUCGGUAACUUAAAGGACUCAACCCGUCAUUUUAUAGCUAUCAUGGCAGCGACACGACAUCGUUGUUCAUACCUCAUAGAUCUUCACGAACGAGAAUUCGAACGUUAUGGUGGCGAUCCGAAAUGGUUGCGAGGUCUGAAAUACGUUGACGAUCCAAAACUACAACAUCUUGACGAUAUUAAUGUUGUGCUGGCACAUCAGCCUUGGUUGUGUAAUGGAGAGUACAUCACGGGUUUGGUGCAAGGUGAUGCACAGUCGCAUUGGUCGAUUCAUGAUUUGGCACAAGCUGUUGUGAUUCUUACACAUACACACGCUCUAUGCUCAUUUGUACAUGGUGUAGGAGCUGUGAAUCCGAGCGAAUCGCAUCGCAGUGAGUGUUCCGACUGGGCACAACGAAACAAAGAGAAUACCGGGGCACAGACUGGAGAGGUCGAGGAACUGCUUCGUCGUAUGGCAACACUUCGACGUCCAACAAUCGAUGGCGGCGAGAUGUCUGCAAAUAACGCGCUACACUUUCUCGCCUUAGCUGACGGGUCGUCUGAUGUGCAUUCUGGUGGUGAAUCACCAAUAGGAAACAGUGAUGAAGAAGCCGUGUUCAGUUAUCAGAAGGAAUUUGGUUAUGUGGAUUUUGCAGCAAGAAAAGAUCGUGCCAAGACCUUCAAAAUUCAUGAGUUCACCUGGGAUCAUGGAUUCAAUCUUCUAAACGAUCUGAUCCCGGAAACUGCCCAAAAUCUUGACGACAAAUUUGAUCUGACACAGAAACUAACAUAUUCAUUUAUGGGUGGUUACGAGAAUGUCGACACUACGGUAUAUCGUUCUGCUGUAUGGAAUUACAUUCACGCUCUUUUUGGAAUACGACAUGAUGAUUAUGAUUACGCUAAGGUAAACACAUUGCUGUCGCGUGAGAUGAAAACAUUUGUCAAAACCGCUGCGUGUUUUCCACAUCGCAUCACAGAUGAUAUGAGAGCAUCUGUCAUGAAGGAUUUUAAAAUUUCUGAAAAGAUCCACGUAAUGCUGUUGAUCACCGAAGCUCGUCUACAAGCGUCACUACUCUAUUUCACUCGAGCUCUUACUAAUCACUAUUCACAAGCAAAGAGAGCCAGUCAGCCAAAGCGUCUAGACUAAGUUGCCACGUGUCGCCGCUUGCCGCCGUAUGUCGUCGCUUGUCGCCCGACGUGGUCCCAUCACAACCUUCAAGUUGCAUACCAAGUUCACAGCCUCAUGCGUACUCAAACAUCUAAUCACAGCACAUACCGCAGGCCACGGUCUUUACCCUCCAACUUUUCGUUAGCUGAAUCAUGCAUGUGUCAAAAAUUCUACCCCGUCUCCACUAUGCGCUUCGCCCCGUCUCCCUCCUGCAUCCCCCCCCCCCCCCGAUAAACGUGUCUCGUGGCCUUUUGCUUAUCUCGUCCCUACCUGGUAUUUUCUUACCUUCACCGUGUCCUACCUUAUUUGACUUACAAUUUUUGUUGUUGAUUUUUUUGCCCAUACGGUUUACCUAGCUUUUACAGUAAGCACAUAUAUUGGAAUCACAAGUUCAAUAGUAUUAAGUUUGAAUCUUGAGUACAAUUUGCCGUCUCUGACUCUACCACUGCUAUAUCGCUGAGUCUCUUAUCAGUUCUAACACCUCUUGUACAGUACAAUCUAUUCGUAGUAUUGUUUUAGCCCGCGGUAACUAUAAUGUCGUUCAUCAUUUUAGUCCAUUUUAGUACAAAAAUCACUUUCUGCAGCUGCGGACCUUGGCGUAUAGUUUCCAAAUAGUCAAAUUGUAUUGUAGUACCCGCUAGUAAUGAAAUGGCAUUUUCAUGCUUGCUAAAGCAAAAAACUGGAAGCAUUCCGUCUUUGGGCAGCAUUCAGAGUCGCUAGUAUGCCGAAGCUGUGCCAGCUCCGUGCCAGCACCGUGUUGAAACCACGUUGACGGUCCUCGCAUUAAUCGAUCAAUGCUCCGGCGUGGCGCUAGCACUGCGCUGGAAGUGUGGCAUCAACUCUGGACGCAGUCUUAGAGGCGAUUAUCGAUCGUUCGUUUGGUCGCACCGCGUCGUUAGUGCGUUGCGGUUGCUGCUUCGCGUCCACAUAUUGGCGCAUUACUGUUACGCGUCACGCAAACAAAAUGUUUAGCGGCUAUGCGCAUGCUUGUAGUAAAACCUAGUAGUUCUGGUAAUUUUUGCAUAAUCGCCAGAAGUCCGUAACCGCAGAAAUGGUACAAAAAACAAACUUAACGGAGAAAAUUUAAAAAAUAGUCACGCUAUUUCAAGCUUCUCAUUAUGAUGAACCGACGGCAAUAUUACCUCGCAGAUCCCCUCAUUACAAUCCACGGGCUUGAUCUACCUUGUAUACCUUUUAUUUUACACAAACACCCGCUGUGCUUGUCGUAAGCGGCAUAAUUUAGCAGGCUAGCUUUGUUCGUUUUUUAUAUGCUAGAUUUUUUCUUAAAAGCGCAGUUUUUUCCUAGUCUCUCUACAGUCGUUGCGUAGCGUUUUACAAGUGCAGAAGCUAUUAGCUAUUUUUCAUAAUCGGUUCCUGUGUUUAUCAUGUAGUCGUACUCUUGCGUUUAUACCUGCGUCAUCAAUGCGGGCGACGCACAAGUUGCGCUAAGACUGCGGCACGUCUUUAGCUGUCUGCGUCUCCUCGGUCAUAUAUUCUUUCACCAGUGGACGCCAACCGCGAUUAGUCCGUCACAACGCCCUCGUGGAUGCAAUCUGUGCAUUGUUCGCAUUGGUGUUAUUUUUCUCGCUUAGCGCUGUGUAGAAUUUCAUUUUUACAAAUUCGUUCCUAUACGCUUCUUGCGCUAUUUCCACCUCUUUAUUCUAAUCGCUUCAGCGUGAUAGCAGCCUGGCAAACAAAGUAUGUGUAUUGAUCGGUCUACUACCUAUCCAUGAACCCGAAUGUCGUGUCGCAUCAUGUGUAAUCCUUCCUCACAAACCCCGUUACCUGAUUUUUUUUGCCCGCACAACAUCAAACCCCUACCAACAGGCAAUCCAUUCGAAAUGCUUAGCCCUAAUUACGGAAUAAUCUUUUCUUUGAUUACGUUUUGAUGUGUCCUCAGGGGCGUGUUACUGUUCUUGUGAUGCUCUGUUGAUAUAUAGUGUUUGAUUAUCGUCUUGCUAAUGUUGUUAACUCAGACCUUGUUUUUCUUUGAUUCUUAGAGUAAACAAUUCGCGUUUUUAUUUUGCUAAAUUGAAAAGCAAAUAAAACAUGCU
This is a messenger RNA of Cylicocyclus nassatus, 3302 nucleotides long. The record is from the annotation of a GenBank genome assembly. Lineage: Eukaryota; Metazoa; Nematoda; Chromadorea; Rhabditida; Strongylidae.